UCUGCGUAUGAGAUAUGGGCCAUCUGAGAUAUGGCCAUCUGAGAUAUGGGCCAUCUGAGACAACGACCCCAUCUGAGAUAUGGGCCCACCCGAGGUUGGAGGGUGCAGGAGAGUACACAUUUGCAACAGGAACGAUCUACAAAGGGCAGUUGAAGGAUGGAAUGUUCCACGGUCAUGGCACACUUCACUUCCCAAAUGGAUGCAAGUGUGAAGCACAAUGGGAAAAUGGUCGUGUUAGUGACAGAGACUACACUUUUACUGAUGGACUAAAAUUCAAAGAGCAUGAUUGGAGUUAUUGCACAACUAAUGACAGGAGAUUCUAUACUGAAAUUUGUACUGGCCUUCAACCAGCAGGCCGUUCCUUGUUGACUGACAAGGCAGUUGCCAUGGAGAUACCUGCUGGUUGCUAUGAUACGGGAGAUGGCUUUUAUAACCAGCAAACUAAAGUGGUCACCAACUACGAUAAUGCUUUCCUGAGAAAUGCGGAUGCAGAUGAGCAAGUAUGGAUUGAAAAGCACUGCAGGAAGGGUUGGGACAAGUUUGUCGGCUUUCAGGACACAGAUACUUGCAUAUAGGAUGGCUUUACAUAACUUGCUCAGUCCUUUAUGUGAGGCAAACUGCAAUGAGGUUUUAUUCAACGUUUUAGAUGUAGACACGCAGUGUUUCCUUAUUUAGAUUUCUUAUUUGUAAUAUGGUCUGGGAAAACUUUUCAUGCAUUACUUGAGGCACACAAAAUAACAAAACCACAAAUGAUGAUGCAGUUUUUUUUUUCGAGAAUUUAUAUAAAUUCAUGACUGACUACUCUGAAAAAUUAUUUUUCAAAUAUUGUUUUGUCAACCAUGGCAAAAAUCAUCAAUUUUUUUUUAAACAAAUAAUUUUCUUAGUGGCUGCUAAUAAUAUUGAGAACAAAGCAAAUGCAGUUCCUGUU
Messenger RNA from Priapulus caudatus, 928 nucleotides. Its product is annotated as MORN repeat-containing protein 5-like. The transcript has 5 exons. NCBI's taxonomy places the organism in Eukaryota, Metazoa, Priapulida, Priapulimorpha, Priapulimorphida, Priapulidae. The coding region runs from base 15 to 575 and encodes 186 amino acids. The record is from RefSeq and is a predicted model, not a curated record.